Molecule: messenger RNA, 1192 nt
Organism: Glossina fuscipes
Lineage: Eukaryota; Metazoa; Arthropoda; Insecta; Diptera; Glossinidae
Gene: nmdyn-D7
Product: nucleoside diphosphate kinase 7
Exons: 7
Coding region: 53-1192 (379 amino acids)
Cellular component (GO): centrosome
Molecular function (GO): nucleoside diphosphate kinase activity; ATP binding
Source: RefSeq, a predicted model, not a curated record
UGAAUUUUGCAUUUCUUUCGAAAAAUAUAAAGCAAAUAAAACGCAGCUUAAUAUGGCCAAUCGUUAUGCGAGACGUUUAUCUUUUAUAGCUGAAUGGUAUCAAGAGGAAGCCGCAAUUAUCAGAACCUUCACUAUAUGUUAUUACGUUGCCGAUAAUGCAUUGGAAGUGUUCGAUCAACGCACUAAGAAAACCUUUUUAAGACGUACAAAAAUGCCCGAAUUAUCGGAACGUGAUUUCUUUGUUGGCUCGAAAAUUAAUAUAUUUGGCCGUCAGUUUGAUAUAGUGGAUUACGGCGAUGAAAUAACUAAAAAUACUUUAGCUAAAUUUCGUAAAAAGACAUUUAUUUUAUUAAAGAAUAGCAUUUUGCCGCACUUGGGCACAGUUCUUCGCGCUUUGAUUGAAAGUAAUUUCAGCAUUAGUAAAGCUAGAAUGGUUCAAUUCACGGCCGAGCAAGUCAAAGAUUUCUUAGCAGAGAAGAGCAAAGGCGACGUUCAAACUUCUGUGCUGAUGAAUCAAUUAUUAUCAGGACCUUCUAUAGGCUUUGAAUUAAUUGCGGAUAAUGCUGUAGAAAAAAUCAAAUAUUGCCAAGGUCAAUCUAAAGAGUGCAUGAAUGAAGAUAUGCCAUCAGCUCUAAGAGGUUUAUUCGAACGUGAAGAUGUACGUAAUGGCAUUUAUUGUUCGCAAACCGAUGAGGAUGCAUUAAGGGAUUGCAAUUUCUUUUUCGAUGGCAAGAGUAGUCUACAAAUAACGGUUAAAUUGAAAAAUAGUACUUUGGCUGUUAUUAAACCUCAUGCCAUAAAGGAAGGUAAUCUUGGUAAAAUUAUAUCGGAAAUUACUUCAAAUGGCUUUAAGAUAACUGCUUUGCGUAUUCAUUUACUGGAACGAGUUAAUUGUGAAGAAUUUUAUGAAGUAUACCGUGGCAUUGUACCCGAAUAUAUCCCUAUGGUCGCUCAGUUAGCCAGCGGUGUUUGCAUGGCUUUGGAGAUUAUGUGUGCGGAUCCGAAUAAAAAUAGCUAUGAAGAGUUUCGUAAUUUUUGCGGGCCCACCGAUCCGGAAAUUGCUAAACUCUUAAGACCACAUACCUUAAGGGCUAAAUAUGGUUCUAGUAAAACCUUAAAUGCUGUGCAUUGCACAGAUUUGCCGGAUGAUACCGUAUUGGAGUUGCAAUAUUUAUUCAAAAUUUUAGAUUAA